ACUGUCAGCUGACCACGUGGAGCCGGGUAGAGUAGGAAGCACGCAGCAAACAUUUUUCUGAUGUUUCAGUGUUUACUUCACACGUUGCGUUUUAAUUUUCUACUUUUUUUCUUGUAUGUGUGUGAAUAGACGUUAGGACACUUCCAGCUCGUGCACUUUUCCCCCCGAAACAAUUUACCCGAGGCGACCAGAAGUGCAGGAGAGUCGAGAUCAUCUAAAUCCAAAUAAAAAAAAAAAUAAACAAGUGCCUGGCAGAUGUCUACCUCCUCCACCCCUUCCGUCCCCCUGAAUACAGGGGCCCAGAUGCCCCUCUUGGGUUUGGGGACCUACAAGUUGCAUGGUCCUGAGGAGGUGCAUCGGGCGGUGGACGCCGCCCUGGUUGCUGGUUACCGGGCCUUUGACACUGCAGCUGUCUAUCGGAAUGAAGCUUAUUUGGGCCGAGCCCUGCGGGAGCUCCUGCCCAAACAUGGCUUAACCAGAGAAGAUGUGUUCAUAACAAGCAAGCUGGGCCCUAAGGAUCAGGGUGAAAAGGCCAUGGAAGGAGCCCUCCACAGCCUGUCUCAGCUGGACCUGGGCUAUAUUGACCUUUACCUGAUCCACUGGCCUGGCACGCAGGGUCUGGUAGUGACUGAUCCACGCAACCCAGGAAAUCGAGCUAAGAGUUGGGCCUCACUGGAGGAGCUGCAUGGCCAGGGGAAGCUCAAGGCCAUAGGAGUGUCCAACUACACACCAGCACACAUGAAAGAACUGAUGCAGAGCUGCAAAGUCCGUCCUGCUCUUCAUCAGGUAGAGUUUCACCCACGGCUGUGCCAGGCAGAGAUGAGGAGGCUUUGUAAGGAGUAUGGAGUGUGUUUCCAAGCGUAUUCCUCUAUAGGUCAAGGAGACCUGGUCACCAACCCUGUCGUCAUGGAGGUUGCACAGAGCUGCCAGCGUACACCUGCACAGGUCCUGUUGCGCUGGGCGGUGCAGCAGGGCGUCCCAGUGCUGCCCAAGUCGUCAAAUCCAGACAGAAUCGAGGGGAACGCAAAGAUCUUUGACUUCACACUGAGUGACACAGACAUGGACAGACUCUCGGCUUUGGACUGUGGACACAAGUACUGCUGGGAUCCUUCAGGGGUGGCCUGAAACACCAGAUUUGAAACUAAAAAGGUGUUUAAGUAAUUAUGGAUGGAUUACUUAAAGAUUAUGGGGUCCCUGAACAUCUGCAAUCCCACGAAAAUAAUCACAAAGGGUCCAAAUAAACGAGGAACCUUGACAAAAACAACCACAGACUGAUGUGAAAUAUCCGCAUGAUACACAGCUCGACCACAAAUGAGGCAUUGAAUCGCUUCUCCUGUCAGUGGUUUUAAUGUUGUGGCUGAUCGGUGUACAUGGAAUACAUGCUAAAUUGCAUUUCC
Molecule: messenger RNA, 1397 nt
Organism: Mugil cephalus (flathead mullet)
Lineage: Eukaryota; Metazoa; Chordata; Actinopteri; Mugiliformes; Mugilidae
Exons: 6
Coding region: 256-1125 (289 amino acids)
Molecular function (GO): oxidoreductase activity
Source: RefSeq, a predicted model, not a curated record